AUGCUCUGUCAAUCAUUGAGGUUUCGUAAUCCAGGUUCAUCGCCUCCCGAGGCACCUCACACCUUCGGCGAUCCUCGAGGGCCGCCUGGUCUGUCAGCACUGCGGUAUAGGGAGGGUAAUAUGGCGCACAGGCACGAGCGGAGCAGAGAGCGACGCCAGAACGAGCUGCCAUACAUCCUGACCAACGGAGGAGGCGAAGGCUCUGGACCUUGGACGCAGUGGUCUGAUCCAGCACCCUGCUCGAGGACUUGUGGUGGAGGUGUCACCUACCAGGAGAGGCAGUGCAGGUAG
Messenger RNA from Nezara viridula (southern green stink bug), 291 nucleotides. The record is from the annotation of a GenBank genome assembly. Lineage: Eukaryota; Metazoa; Arthropoda; Insecta; Hemiptera; Pentatomidae.